AUGAAUGAAGACAACGCCCGUUUCUGCCUGCUGGCCGGGCUCAUCCUGCUGUACAUGUUGUGCGGGGCAGCCAUCUUCUCAGCCCUGGAGCACCCCUUUGAGCUCCAUGCCCGCCGCCUCUGGAAGCAGCAGCUUGACAACUUCACCCAGAGAUACAGGGUCAACCUGGGGGCCCUGCACACUCUGCUGCGCCAGUACGAGGAGGCAAAUGGAGCUGGGAUCAGAGUGGAUGCGUUGAGGCCCCGCUGGGACUUUUCUGGAGCUUUCUACUUUGUAGGCACAGUAGUUUCCACUAUUGGCUUUGGCAUGACCACGCCAGCGACCAUAGCCGGGAAAAUAUUCCUGAUCUUCUAUGGCCUGAUUGGCUGUGCUGCCACCAUCCUCUUCUUUAACCUCUUCCUAGAGAGGAUCAUCACAAUGUUAGCGUACAUCAUGCGCUGGUGUCAUGAGCGUCGGUUGCGGUGUGCUGGGGUUGGGGUUAUGUCGAGUGGGGAGGAGCAGUCCCGGGAGGAUGACAGCUUAGAAGGUUGGAAACCUUCGGUCUAUUAUGUGAUGCUGAUUUUGGGAGUCGCUUCAAUUGUGAUUGCAUGCAGUGCGUCCACUCUGUACAGCUCCAUGGAGAACUGGAGCUACGUGGACUCCCUUUACUUCUGUUUUGUGGCCUUUAGCACCAUCGGCUUCGGGGACCUGGUAAGCAGCCAGAGACAGCAGUACGAGUCUCAGGAGGCCUACCGGCUCGGGAACUGCCUUUUCAUCUUAAUGGGAGUAUGUUGCAUCUACUCACUUUUUAAUGUCAUUUCUAUAAUCAUCAAGCAAACUCUCAACUGGAUCCUGGGUAAGCUGCCUGUUUCAUCCCAUUGCCCUGCAGGAAGACACCCCUACACAGAUGGCUCAGUGGAGACAGUGUGUGACAGUGAGACAGAUGCUGGUGCAGUGGCCGAUGGGGUUUAUGUAGGCCGCCGACUGUCGGGGGAGAUGAUCUCUGUCAAUGAGUUCAUGGUGUCCAAUAAGGUGUCUCUGGCACUGCUGCAGAAGCAGCUGAGUGAAACAGCUCAUCAGGGCCCACGGCAAAGCUACGGCCAUCAAAAUGGAUUCUCUGGUGGCGUGGGGGCCUUAGCCAUCAUGAAUAAUCGCCUACAGGAAACCAGUGUGGAUAGGUAG
Scomber japonicus (chub mackerel) is the source of this 1161-nucleotide messenger RNA. RefSeq names its product potassium channel, subfamily K, member 12 like (gene kcnk12l). The record is from RefSeq and is a predicted model, not a curated record. The transcript has 3 exons. NCBI's taxonomy places the organism in Eukaryota, Metazoa, Chordata, Actinopteri, Scombriformes, Scombridae. The coding region runs from base 1 to 1161 and encodes 386 amino acids. Gene Ontology annotation, biological process: potassium ion transmembrane transport; stabilization of membrane potential. Gene Ontology annotation, molecular function: potassium ion leak channel activity. Gene Ontology annotation, cellular component: membrane.